AUGUUGGUUGGCAUCUGUGGAGGUAUAUGUGCUGGGAAGAAGUCUGUAGCUGAUUUUCUGGUAAAGAACCAUGGCUUCCAGCAGAUCAGUGUCGCUCCAGGAAACCAUCAAACCGUAGUCGAGGAGCAGUUUGAACAGCUCUCUCUCACCAGCUCGCCAAACCCGUCAGCCCAGUCUUUCGAGACCAUUGACGAGCUAAUCGACUUUGUGACUCCAAGAUGGCGUGAGCUCUGGGUCACCACAGAUAUACCGGAUGAUGCAGCGUUAGAGCGCCUACUUUUGCGCCCUUUCUUCCUGCUGAUUAGUGUUGAUGCUCCUAUUACUCUACGCUGGCGCCGGUUUACCGAUAGAUGUUGGAGAAAACAGCUAGAACCUCCAGACCUAGAAAAGUUCGUGCUGAUAAGCGAUCAUAGCCAGUAUGACCCCAAAAUUGGUAUUUCGUACCUACUGGACCGAGCCCAUGUCCGGCUAUUCAAUACAUCUUCUUCAUUGAACGAGCUGCAUGCCGCAUUGAACUCCCUGGAUUUGCUUAAUAUGCAACGGUUAAGGCCUGCCUGGGAUCAGUACUUCAUGCAGCUGGCGUCAUUGGCGGCACAGCGAAGCAAUUGUAUGAAACGGCGGGUCGGCUGUGUUAUCGUCAAAGAUAACAGAGUCAUGUCUACAGGUUACAAUGGGACCCCGCGGAACAUGAAGAAUUGCAACGAAGGCGGCUGUAUGUCCAUCUACUACCUCCUUCCUGGAUAG
Messenger RNA from Trichophyton rubrum CBS 118892, 744 nucleotides. RefSeq lists its product as uncharacterized. Gene Ontology annotation, molecular function: catalytic activity. Lineage: Eukaryota; Fungi; Ascomycota; Eurotiomycetes; Onygenales; Arthrodermataceae. The transcript has 3 exons. The record is from RefSeq and is a predicted model, not a curated record. Bases 1 to 744 code for a protein of 247 amino acids.